AUGAAGGCAAGGCGUCUGAUCCAAUCUUGUAUUUUCUUCCAUACGGUUCGUUACAGAUUCUUUCAUAAGAUUGGAGGAUAUUUGGGAUUUUGGGUUCUGAAGCAAUUCUUCAAACUUUGGCCAAUUAGCUACUCAAAUAAGAUGCACUUCCGGCCAUCAUCAUACCAUAAUGCAGAUUUUGAUCUUGUUUUUACAUCCGAAUGGACUGCAAGACAUUCAUCCAGUUGGUUGAAGAGAAAAAGCAGCGAGUUUUGGCCAAAAAAGAAGCCCCUUUGAAAUGGCAGCAGAAGCUGGAAGCUGCCAUUGAAGCAAACGAAAAAAAAUCGAAGAUUUCAAAGCAUAAAAGAAGAUCAUCUGAAACUGAUGGUGACACUGAAAGUGAUGAUGUCAGAAAGUCAAGAAGAAAGAGUCAACACAAGAAACAUAAGAGAGAUAAGAAAGAUAAGAGAUCAAAACGAAAACUUAAAAGGAGAUCUUCUAGCUCGAGUGAUGAAAGUGAAAGUGAAUCUGAAAGUGAAAUAGAGGAAAGAAGGAAGAGAAGGCACUCGAAACAUCAUCAUCAAUAUCAUCAUCAUCACCAUCAUCAUGAUAAUAAAAGACAUAGGCGAAUGGAAUCUAGUGAUUCGGAUUCUUCUAGCUUUGAUGAUGAUGAUGUUAAAAGACAUGAAAGGAAGCACCAUAAGCAUCAUCAUCAUAGGAGAUCAAAUAGCCGUGAAUUGAAGUCAUCUGAUGAUAACAAGGAUCAUCAUCAUCAUCAUGGUCAUCAUCAUAGGAGAUCACAUAGCCGUGAAUUGAAGUCAUCUGAUGAUAACAAGGAUCCUCAUGGCCAUGAUUGUAAAGAUGAUUUGAAUGAAGGAUAUGAUGGGAAUAACAAGCACAGGAAUGGAAUUGAGGUGAAUGGAGGGAAUCUGAAUGCUGAAACUGAAAGUGAUGGAAUUGAAGAGGGACAAAUUGUGUAGGUUUUGUUUAGGGGCAUUAUUUGAAAUGAACAUGUUGUGUUUGGAUGCUUUUUAGUUUUUAUUCUAUUCCUCUAACUCAAAACUCUUGACUGCAGUUCGAUUUGUGUUCUUAAAUGUGGAC
Molecule: messenger RNA, 1080 nt
Organism: Lactuca virosa
Lineage: Eukaryota; Viridiplantae; Streptophyta; Magnoliopsida; Asterales; Asteraceae
Source: the annotation of a GenBank genome assembly